AUGUUAAGAGAGUUUCAAUCAAGAAGCCAAGCCAAAGCUGUUUUGGUAUUAGGUUUAUACGUGCUUAUUUUGUUGCUUUUGUUUCUUGGGAACAGUCUUACACUCCUUGCUAUGUUUAUAAACCGACGGAUGAAAACAACUCCAAACAUGUUCGUAGCAUCACUCGCUGUUUCUGACUUAUCUAUAGGACUUUUCUGUUCAGUACCGUUUUGCAUUCCAGUAUUGGUGACUUCCCAAUGGCCGUUUAAUGACGCAGCCUGCCAAUUUCAAGGUUAUCUGCUUAUUACAUUGGUCUGUGCUUCGAUUCACACAUUGGUCUUAAUGGCAGUGAACAGAUUUUAUAGAAUCGUCAAACCGGCGAAGUACCGACGCUACUUCACUAAAAAGAAAACCCUGAUCAUGAUUCUCGUGUCAUGGUUCUCUUCUUUAUGUGCUCCAUUACCUCUCGUGCUAAGUGGAAGCAAAAUGGUCUUUCAUCCUUUUAAGUUCAUCUGUUACUUUGCCAUUAGAAAAAUAAUAUAUAUUGGUAAUCUGCUUUACAUAGGUAUUCCAAACUGUAUUAUUAUAUACUGCUAUUUUAGAAUCUUCACAACAGUUCGCACCCACAACCGAAAUUUUCAUCUCCCUGGGAAUCCAAUAAGUUCGGUAAACGUAGAAGAAGUUAAGGUGGCGCGCACCAUAUUCGUUAUAGUGGUGUUUUUUAACCUGUGUUGGAUUCCAGUCUUGGCAGUUGAAGUUGUGGACAAUAUUUUUCAAAAAUGGAUCUUCCCAUCUGAGGUUUACAUUUCAUAUACGCUUUUGGCCACUUUAAGCAGCGCUGUGAAUCCUGUAAUUUACGGCUUGAUGAAUAAGAGUUUUCGUACGAAUUAUUGGAGGGUUCUUCGC
Messenger RNA from Porites evermanni, 885 nucleotides. NCBI's taxonomy places the organism in Eukaryota, Metazoa, Cnidaria, Anthozoa, Scleractinia, Poritidae. The record is from the annotation of a GenBank genome assembly.